UCUUCAAGGGAGACUACUCAUUCCGGAACGUAAAUUUGAGUUAUUUUGUGUUAAACUGGUAUUUUUCCUGUUUUUCUUGCACUAAGAGUCUUACAAAACAUUUGUGAGGACUGAGUCACAUCAGUAAUGGAUAUUUUUGGGGACCUUCCAGAGCCAGGUGACAACAAAUCAGCAAAGUCUAGUUUAUACGAUGAGCUCCCAACACAGGCUAAAUCUGCUGCAGCAUGGUCGGCCAACAACACAUCCCUGUCACUAUAUGAUGGCAUACCAACACAGUCUGUAAUCAGUGCAACACAGUCUAUUCCUAAAGAAACACCAUCAGGUACCAAAGCAGCACAGUCGCACAUAACUUUUGAUACUGGAAAACGAAAGCUGAAUGAGCAAAGUAGCAAUGGCAAUGUACAGAAGAAACAGAAGUCAGUUAUUUAUGAGAUAGACAGUUACAUUGUGGAGAGACAGGGAGAACGAGAGGACAUGCAAGAUGCACAUACCAUCAUUGCAGACUUUACAUCACACAUACCUAAUCUACAUCCCUCUAUCUACCGAGUGUCUCUCUAUGGUGUGUUUGACGGGCAUGGAGGAGUAAGAGCCUCGAGGUUUGCAUCAGAGAAUUUGCAUAAAAAUCUCCGAGAUAAAUUUCCUAAGGGUGAUAUCACUGUAGUAGAGAAAGAUAUCAGGAAAGCAUUUAUUGAUGCAUUUAAAAAGACUGAUGAUGAUUUUCUGAAGUUGGCCACCAAAUCGAAGCCUGUAUGGAAGGAUGGUACCACAGCCAUCCUGGUUCUCCUAAUCAAUGAGAGCAUGUACAUUGCUAAUAUUGGAGACAGCCAGGCUGUGUUAUGUCGUUACAAAGAGGAUACAAAGACGUGUGUGCCAGUGCCCCUCAGUGUGCCUCACAAUCCCUCUUUAUAUGACGAGAGGAUGAGAAUACAAAAACAAGGUGGACAUGUUAAAGAUGGUCGAGUGAUGGGAGUGCUAGAAGUGUCAAGGUCAAUAGGAGAUGGACAAUAUAAGAAAUUGGGGGUAACAUGUACUCCAGAUGUGAAAAAAUGUGCUCUCACAGACAAUGACAGGUAUGUGAUAAUAGCCUGUGAUGGUCUGUGGAAAUGUUUUGAACCAGUGGAUAGUAUCAAGUUUACAAACAAUAUUUUAGAGGAAGACUGUCCCAAAGAUACAGAGGAAAAUAAAUCAGGAAAAAACAAUAAAUAUGAAACUGCUUGUAAUAAAUUAGCCAAUGAGGCGGUACUAAGGUUCAGUGGAGACAAUGUUACGGUGCUAUUAUUGGCCAUAAGGAAGUGUAGAUGAUACUAUCGAACACAUUAAUUUUGGGAAAAUAGAAAAGUGGUUUCAACUUGCUGUGAAAUCAUUUAAUUUCGUGCCCAUAAAAUUUAUUGGAUAUGAGUUUAUGGAAAUCAACUUUGAACAUAAAAUGAAUGUGAUUUUUUUCUUGUUCCCUCAAGGUUUAAUUUUGUGGAUUCACCCAACCGUGAAAUUCAUAAAAAUUAGUUUCCCACAAAUAUUAAUGAUCUACAGUAUUUGUUAAAGGGGAUUAUCUCCAGAUUUAUGUUAGUUUUUUCAAUGUUAUUUGUUAGUAAUUGUAAAAUUUAAGUGAUUUUAUGAGUUCUAGGCAGGAUUUAUUGAUGAAAAACAAUGUGGAAUUUAUUGCAACAAGUAGGAAAGCUAUUUAAAUAUAAAUGUGUUAGCUUCACUGUAAGAACUUUUUUUGAUACACUUUAAAACAUAUGAAAGUAAUGAAUGUUUUUCUAAUAUUUUGUUGAAGUUGCAUAAUUAUUGUGAUAUAACUCAGGAGGAAAUAAUAGUCAUUUCAUCGGGCGUACAGUUGUAAUAUUGACAGUUUUGCAAACUAAGCAGCUGAAUUACUCCAUCCUUUAAUUACAAACUAGUUUAAUAUAGUAAAUAAAGGUCUGUUAGAUAUUGCUCUGUGUUGGAAGUCAAAUUCAUACUUAAAGGUAUUGGUGUACUUGCAGACAUAAUUUUUACAUGAGGCCUGAAAUAUUUAAUAUUCUUGCAUACAAACUACUUUUUUCACUGGAUCUGGGCAAUAUUGUACUAAUGGAAGAAACAUUGCAUAUUUGGGAUUUUUUAUUUUUGAAAUGCUGUGUCAAUGUUGAAUAUUUAUUCUUAUACCACAAAAACACAUACGUUGGUUGGAAUCGGGUGUUUGGAAAAAGUUUGUCGAUAACCAUGAAUGUAUUGAAUCACAUGUAAUUUGGGCAGUUGUUUAUUUUUAGGAAUCAUACAUGUAUUAAUGAUUUUGGCAAGUAUGUAGGUAUGCUUUUAUUUAAUAUCUGACAGAUACAAUAAAAUUCAUAUAUAAAUCUUGGAAGGAGGUCAACCGUUUUGUACUCAGAAUAACUCCUAUGUAAAAUUAUUCUGAAAUUGUGUUACUGUUUGCUAAAUUUUUAAGGGAUAUGCAAAAAUAUGGUUAAUGUCAUGCUUGUAAUAACAAUAAAUAAAAAGAAUGGCUUAAAAACCAUGAAUUAUUAUACAUGA
Messenger RNA from Mercenaria mercenaria, 2511 nucleotides. RefSeq names its product integrin-linked kinase-associated serine/threonine phosphatase 2C-like. The record is from RefSeq and is a predicted model, not a curated record. Gene Ontology annotation, biological process: protein dephosphorylation. Gene Ontology annotation, molecular function: cation binding; protein serine/threonine phosphatase activity. The transcript is spliced from 11 exons. Bases 127 to 1302 code for a protein of 391 amino acids. NCBI's taxonomy places the organism in Eukaryota, Metazoa, Mollusca, Bivalvia, Venerida, Veneridae.